Molecule: messenger RNA, 1030 nt
Organism: Capsella rubella
Lineage: Eukaryota; Viridiplantae; Streptophyta; Magnoliopsida; Brassicales; Brassicaceae
Product: agamous-like MADS-box protein AGL28
Exons: 2
Coding region: 6-722 (238 amino acids)
Biological process (GO): positive regulation of transcription by RNA polymerase II
Molecular function (GO): protein dimerization activity; DNA-binding transcription factor activity, RNA polymerase II-specific; RNA polymerase II cis-regulatory region sequence-specific DNA binding
Source: RefSeq, a predicted model, not a curated record
AAAAAAUGGUGAAAAACAAUCUUGGCCGUAGAAAAGUAGAGAUGGUGAAAAUGACCAACGAGACAAACCUUCAAGUGACGUUUUCAAAGAGAAGAUCAGGUCUGUUCAAGAAAGCCAGUGAACUGUGCACCUUGUGUGAUGCUAACAUAGCCAUCCUCUUGUUUUCACCAUCCGGAAAAGUGUUCUCUUUUGGCCAUCCGGAUCUGAGCUUGUUACUUGACAACUCUCCAGAACGUAUCAGCAACAUAGAUCUUGAUCACGGCAGCAGAAACCCCUAUCUCCAAAUGCUCAAUGAUCGCUAUGCUGAGUUGAUGGCUGGGAAAGAAAGAGAACAGAUGAAAAGGGCUAUGAUAGUCCAAAACCAAAGAAGAAACAACGAACCUGACAACUGGUGGAGAAUCUCUACAGAAGAACUCAGCUUUGGUCAAUUGGCUCGUAUGAAACUUGCUCUUGAAGUUUUGAGGAGGAAAGUUGAGGAAACAGCUUCCCAGUUUCAUCAGACAAACGCAAACUACUACAUCGGGAGCUCUGGCACUGCUGCUUCAGAACCAGUCAACGGUGGUAAUGUCUCCACAAACCAGGAGCUGUUUCAUCCAAUUUAUAGUCUCCCGUUUGGAUUCAAUGUUAUGAAUCGCACACCAGCUGGGUACAACCACACCCUGAUCCACCAGAACCUGGAGUUUAAACACCCUCAUCCUUACCAUGGGCCUCGUUACUAUUAGUCUUUCAUGUCUCUCUCGUUGUGUGACUUUUUAAGUCUCCAAUAGAGUGUGUCUUGCGUUGUGUCUUAAUUUCUCUGUUUUGCUUUUGUUUGUCGUUGCUGGUGUUGGACCGACCCCCUCGGUGUCGUAUGACUUUUAUAAGUCUUCGGUCGAUGGUGGCUUGUUUGUCCCCCUUUCGUUAUUUCUUUGGUUUCGAUAUUUCUAUGGAACAAGAGUAUUUCUUUUCUUUACAACUUUAUAUAUGAAGGAUUUUAUUUUACCUGAUAUAAACAGUUGCAUAGAAUAACAAACAUAUUAUUUUUAAUUUA